GCCAGGCCAGUACCACCAAGAAGCCAAACCUGGGCUCCGCCCCCCCCAAGAAAGAAGAUGGGACCCAAACCCGAACUCACAGAGGACCAGAAACAAGAAAUUAGAGAGGCAUUUGAUCUCUUUGAUACAGAUGGAACCGGGACAAUAGAUGUUAAGGAGCUCAAGGUGGCCAUGAGAGCUCUGGGCUUCGAACCCAAGAAAGAAGAGAUCAAAAAAAUGGUAUCUCACAUUGACAAGGAGGGGACGGGGAAAAUCAGUUUCAAUGACUUCUUGGCUGUGAUGACUCAAAAAAUGGCUGAAAAGGAUACCAAAGAAGAAAUUCUGAAGGCUUUCAGACUCUUCGAUGAUGAUGAAACCGGAAAAAUCUCCUUCAAGAACUUAAAACGUGUGGCCAGAGAACUAGGGGAAAACCUCACUGAUGAGGAACUGCAGGAAAUGAUUGAUGAAGCUGAUCGAGAUGGUGACGGAGAAGUCAACGAACAGGAGUUCCUGCGGAUCAUGAAAAAGACCAGCCUCUAUUGAGGUCAAUGUCUCUUCCCCUUUUGCAGGCACAUACAAAUAGAUUUACUGGUUAUGAAGGUUUCUUGUUUUCAUUUUUUGAGGCAUCACUAUAGUACAUGGAGGCUGAUUUUCCCCUUCCACUAAUUUAUCUAGAUAAUUAUAUUGGCAAAUACCUGAUUGAACUGUAUGUUUUCUAAAGAAUUCUAAAAAAGUAGUUCUAGAUAAUACAUCUUGUCAAUGGAGUCUCCAAUUCAGAUCCCGCUAGGCUUAAGGAUGGGGGCCUAAAACUCCCCUCCUCCCCCACCCUUUUGCCUGGCAUCUCUUCUUUCAUUCAUGAAUAUUACACCAAACCUCAGAGCAAAAUUCAAGUGUUAUGGCCACCAAAGUGGGAACAAAGAAUAUCUCCUUUAAGGUGCUGGUUCCCUUAUCACCUUGCUUCCAUCAUCUCUUCCCCCUGCCAUGCUCAGGUGUAUGAUACAGCAGGAUCAUGUGAUUGGCUUGUAGGCCACCAUUCCAGGCCAUUUUUUCCCUCCCUCUUCCAUUCACCCCUUUGAUUUUCAUUGACUUAGCUCUUUUAAGAAGAAACUAGCUUACCAACUUCUUUGUUGUGUCUGAAACACAUCGACAUACUUAUUGUCUUGUGGAGGGCUUGGAAUGUUCCAUGGCAUCAUCCUCUCCAGUCAGUGCUGGGGUAGCUGCAUCUAGCUCAUCCACUUUGUGUGUCAUCCUGGCAAAUGCUCUUUCCUUUUCCCAGGCCAGGCCACCAAAUGAAAAGAAGCUAAAUGUAAUGUUAGCCUAAGAAAAUCGUAAAUAGCAUAGGUUGGCUUAAUACUAAUGUUAAAAAACCACACAAAUAAGCAUUUCCUUAGUUCAUAAGCUUUAAGGGCUUAGUUGCUUUGAAAA
Messenger RNA from Trichosurus vulpecula (common brushtail), 1404 nucleotides. RefSeq names its product centrin-2-like. The transcript has a single exon. The coding region runs from base 58 to 522 and encodes 154 amino acids. Gene Ontology annotation, cellular component: centriole; centrosome. Gene Ontology annotation, biological process: mitotic cell cycle; nucleotide-excision repair; centriole replication. Gene Ontology annotation, molecular function: calcium ion binding. NCBI's taxonomy places the organism in Eukaryota, Metazoa, Chordata, Mammalia, Diprotodontia, Phalangeridae. The record is from RefSeq and is a predicted model, not a curated record.